Molecule: messenger RNA, 3263 nt
Organism: Salvelinus namaycush (lake trout)
Lineage: Eukaryota; Metazoa; Chordata; Actinopteri; Salmoniformes; Salmonidae
Product: aquaporin-9-like
Exons: 6
Coding region: 788-1459 (223 amino acids)
Biological process (GO): water transport; glycerol transmembrane transport
Cellular component (GO): plasma membrane; basolateral plasma membrane
Molecular function (GO): water channel activity; glycerol channel activity; urea transmembrane transporter activity
Source: RefSeq, a predicted model, not a curated record
AGUAGGCUACUAAGGGGAGGAGGGGCUACGUCCUAAACUACCGGAGAGACGCCCAUGCUCAAGCUCACGCUCACACUCACACUACUUAUCAACUGUCUGUCCUGACAAGACUGAGACAUCAGAUGUCCGCGGGAAAUAUGGAACUCGAGGGCAAAAGAAAAAUGAAGGAGCAAUGUGCCCUGAGGAAGGACAUCAUCAAAGAGUUCCUGGCAGAAUUUCUGGGGAUAUUCGUAUUAAUAGUUCACCUCCCCGUCCUGUCCUGUCUGUCUGAGUGGUACAGCUCAGUGGCUGGGCUUACUGAGGCUCAGUCUCAGUGGGCUCAGUGAGUCAGUGGUCAUCCUGAUCAACGGCACAACAUAAAUGGACUAAUCCACUCCUCACAACAGAAGCAGCUAUUUUUGGACAAAAUCAUUAUUUCAACACUUUUGUUUUGAUUUACUUGUCCUUCUAAUAAAAAAAAUGAAAGGAUUAAUGAUAAUUUCCCAUGCUUCAAAUGGGACAUCUUCUAUGGCAUUCUUCUUACAGGGUUCAGGGGGAACGCACUGAUCUAAAAGGCCAUCUAAUUAGAAAUGAAGGCUGUAGAACAAAAGGACUAGUCUUUUGUGCAUAAUUAGAAAUGUAAAAAAAAAACGACUCUUUCUUCCUCCUGCCAACAUGUUUUUGCUUUUGUUUUUUGUCUCUGUCUCUGUCCCAGCUCUUUGGAUGUGGCUCGGUGGCCCAGACAGUGCUGAGUAAGGGAGCUCUGGGAGAACCCCUGACCAUCCACAUCGGCUUCACUCUGGGGGUGAUGAUGGCCGUCUACGUGGCUGGGGGAGUGUCAGGGGCUCAUGUGAACCCAGCAGUCUCUCUGGCCAUGGUGGUCCUGGGCAAGCUGCCUAUAAAGAAGUUCCCUGUCUACGUGGCAGCACAGUUCCUGGGUGCCUUCGCUGGAUCUUGUGCUGUCUAUGGGUUGUAUUAUGAUGCCUUAAUGGAACACACAGGAGGAGUUAUGCAAGUUACUGGCGUCAAUGCCACAGCUAAUAUAUGGGCAUCCUACCCUGCCAAGCACAUCUCAGUCCUUGGAGGAUUCGUAGACCAGGUGAUAGGAACAGCUGCCUUGAUCCUAUGCAUUCUGGCCAUUAUUGAUGGGAAGAACAUUGGAGCUCCUAAAGGGAUGGAGCCACUGUGCAUUGGCCUGAUCAUCAUGGCCAUCGGAGUGUCCAUGGGACUCAACUGUGGCUAUCCCAUCAACCCUGCCAGAGACCUGGGCCCAAGGCUCUUCACUGCUGUGGCCGGAUGGGGCAUGGAGGUGUUCCGUGCUGGAGGCUGCUGGUGGUGGAUCCCAGUAGCGGGGCCCAUGGUGGGAGGAGUGGUGGGGGCCGCCGUUUACUUCCUGUUCAUCGAGCUGCACCAUGCCGAGCCUGAGAAACAGGGGGAGAACAACGUCAAGGACAAAUAUGAGAUGGUCACCCUGAGUUAGACAGAGAGGCCAUGAGCCCCAAUGGUACUGAGGCUUGGCAGCUUCCUACCCCUUUAACCCUCAACAGGCUAAACAUUCACCUCAAUGAGGCCACACUUGACACAACCUUCUCUGCUUGCACUAGAGUCAUUUCCUCUGUCUAAGGGACCUGAGGUCAGGUCUCAGUCUCUGCACUCUCAUGGACAGGUCUGCUGAAAGAAUGCCAAAUGAGCCAAAACAUAAAAAACGCAAACACGUAUGUAAUGUUAAAUUCACAAUCACAAGCUGAGAUCUCAGGCAUGUUUACUAGCCCAUGACAUCAUCAUCAGGUGUUCAGACUGUCCAUUCUACUCUGAGGAUAGUUCCUGAGUACAGUGAUUUUUAAUAAUUUAUAUUGCAUUUCUUGUACAGGGCUAUUUUUCAUUGCAGGAGGAAUUUGCCAAGUUUGAAACCGUCUCAUUAUUUCCUAUCUUUCAGGCAGAGGUGAUGGUAAAUGUUAUUAACAACAUAGAAAAUAGCCAGGAACAGUUUCUGUGAUGGAAGGAAGGAAGUGUAUAUUUUUUUGUCAUUGAGCUAGUUUAAUGGUAUGCUCUCUGGAGUGUCUUCCAUCUUCUGCUUCACUUCAUCCAUCUAUUUGUUACAGUUGUAUGAAUCCCUCUGCCUGCUGCGACACACAGCCUCAUCACUGCAUGUGUGCUAUAGCUAACACACAUCUAUGUAUUUGUGCUUUGAAAUGCUCAUAGUCUUUUUUGCUAGCUAUUAUUUUUUAGAGUGCAGAAAAAACAGCCUUAAUGUGUGUGAAAUGAGCCUCGCACCGUUCUGUUUGUACUCUCUCUCUCGUUGAGCACAGAACUGUGUAUCGUGACACGGGAUCACUUCUAAAUUAUUUUUUAUCUGACUUUUAUUUCCUCUUAUAUAACGUUCCUGCUGUCAUGUGCACACAUUUUCAUGGAAGCAUGAGUAGGGAAGCCUAGUAUCUACAGUACCUAGCAUGAGUAGGGAAGCCUAGUAUCUACAGUACCUAGCAUGAGUAGGGAAGCCUACUAUCUACAGUACCUAGCAUGGACAUGUUUUAAUAAACAAUAUACUGUAUGAAGAGUCCAAUGAGAGAUAGUUUACCCCACUGGCCAAUGGCCAUAUGGGAAUGUAUAAAAACUGUUUGUUUAUCGUAAUCAUUACGUUAUUCCUCCAAUGAUGCGACUAGGAUUUAACCACUGAGGAACUCCGACACUAUGACCAAUAGUGAACUGGACAAUAACAGCAGUACAACUUCCAAGAAUAGAGCCCUUCAACUCAGACAAAAACACUCCAAUUAACCAAGUCCUUCCAUCCUAGUGAUGUUAUUUAGCCAUGGGUGGGCAGAGGAACAUGGGUGGGCAGAGGAACACUAGUUCCCUAUUCCCAGAAGAGCCCUCACCAAUGAAACACAUAGCAUUUUAUAACCUGUAUGUGGCUUACUACUGAACCAGAUAUAAUUCGUAGGGAAAAAUAUAGCUCUUUAGAAAUGAUUUUCUCUAUUAUUUUACACCUUUGUUACUUAGUGGUUUAGUUGCUGUAGUUUCUUAUUGUAGUUAGUUUUUUGUACUUUGUACUUUGGAUGACUACAUGAUGCUAGCUUGAUUCUCCUGAGAUUCAACCUUUGGAGGAGUACAAUGUUUUUUUGUUGCUUCACUUGGCUUAAAAAAAGAUAAAAGGCACUUUUACUCACACAAUUUUUCUCAGAUGCUAUUUGAUAAAAGUUACUUCUUUGUGAAGGUAAUUUUGUAAUUUAUACAACUAAUGUAGAUUUUACAAAAAUAAAUAUUUGAUGUGUAUUUCUUUCAUA